This is a messenger RNA of Porites lobata, 14332 nucleotides long. NCBI's taxonomy places the organism in Eukaryota, Metazoa, Cnidaria, Anthozoa, Scleractinia, Poritidae. The record is from the annotation of a GenBank genome assembly.
AUGGCGUCGUUAAAGGAAAUUUGUGGCGGGCUUCCAGUGGAUCCUCUCCCUUCUCCGCGAGAUAGGGAUGAAUCUGUUCCUCAUGCGCCUGUUAGAACAGUUAAUCUUUCGGAUGAUGAACGCAGGGUAUGGAAAUAGAACUAAACAUUCGGCGUUGUCAUUGAAAACUUUAAGCUAAUUUAACUGUGUUAAACUUUGUAGCUGAUCUUUAUAUUUUAAGAGUUAUGUAACAGUAAUGAAAUUAAUUCAUAGCCGCGGUUUUAAGAUUUUAAAAUUUUCAAUCCAUUCCCCAUUGUAUGGCCCUUUGGUGUGGCAAAAUGUAGUUAUGGCGUAUUAAUUUUGUAUUAAUGCAUGGUUGGCGUGUGCACCAGCACGCGUGUUAGAUAGUCACCCUUCCCUGCUUAAAUAUUUACUUUUUACGAUCUAUGGCUGGCAAUAAUGAUUGAAGGAAGAGAAAUACAAAAGCCAAGGGAUGAAAUGCAUUCUUCCAGCAUGAUUAGGGCUUACAUGGCUUGAUUACGACGAUCAUCAGACUUUUUUUCUUUGUUUUCUUUCAUGUCCAAAAGUAUUGAAGAAUGAAACCUGAGAAUAAACGACCAUAUGUCAUUUUUGGCUCAUAGUUUAAAUACAAACACAAACUUAUUGUGCUGAUCUCCACUCAUAUUUGGACAAUAAUUUUUUAUAGUUACCCUUCUAUCAUGUGGGUGUGGUUAUUUUGUGAGAACAAAUGUGUACCUGGUUGAGAACCAAUCUCUUCAAGCACGCUGGCUUAUUUUUUAAACAUUUUUUAUUCCAUAUCUAUAAUCCCAAAGACGUCCUCAGUAAUAUUAAGCCUCAGUAAUAUAACUUUUCUUCAUUUUCACUUGGAGUUGCAUGCCUAACUUGUCAGGAGCAUUGAAGCCAUCAGGGCAUCAACUCAAGAAAAAAAAAACAAAAAACAAAAGUAGAGAUAGCCAAAGUGAAUGCAGUCCAAUUACAUUGUGCUCCCAAUGCACAAAUAAGAUUGCAUUGCUGUGACAACAAACUGCCAGCGAUCGAAACUGCUGAUAAAUUUAUGAUGUGUUUAUAUUCUUAGUGCCAUGAUAGAAUGCUAUUCUUUAGUAGUAGUAUUCUAAAACCAAAGCAAAGUGAAGGAUCGCUUUGGAGGUAGUCUAUUCUCUUUCUUUUAUGCUUCUCCAACAUUUGUGCCCUUUGUCACUUGCAUGGCCAUUUUUCUCCUCUUGUGUAUUUCACUCAAUGGACUAACAAAAAGACAGACUGCUUGUUGUCAAGUAAUAUUAAAUUUAUUUUCUUGGGUUGCUUUAUUGUAAUCUGGAGAAAAUCAAGGACAACAUUUAUAGUUAAAAUUGUACAUGAAAGUAAUGCCCAGGGCAUUACUUUAUCAGUAUAAUAACAGCUUUACUUUUGUAAUUUGUUUUCUAGUUAGCAUUACAGAAUGCUUUGAGGUAUUUUCCUCACACCUGUCAUCAUGCGCUUGCUACGGAGUUUGCUGAUGAGCUUAGACAAUAUGGCCACAUCUACAUGUAUCGCUUUAGACCAGAAAUUGAAAUGCGGUAAGUUUAUACUGUAUGCCAUUAUUUUGGUUGUUAUCUGGUCUUUUUACUUUGUCAGUCUACUCAAUGACCACCACCUACUUUUGUAAACAGAACAUUUUACGAGUUGUCAUGAAAACUGAUUGUAGAUUUGCACCAGAUCACCCUAUGAUUUGAACAACUUGGCCCAGGAUAGCAAUAGUUGUGCAGCCAACAUCUUGCAACGAAAGAAAUAUUAUGCCUUUUAAUUCCUAUGUUGACUCUGUAUGUGGCCUUAAAGUGUUCACAGAUAAAGAUUAUUUUCAGUGCAUUUGAUUUGUUUGGCAUAAUGGAGCACAACUGGUAAUUGUCAUUGUGUAGAGGUGACAGGAGGUUUAAUUUUUAUUAAGAGGAGUUGUACUAAUGUAUGGGCUGGUGCUGGCCAUGCAGCCAGGACAAUAAUGCCUUGACUGUGCACUGUGUGAAACUGGCAGUUAGCAGAUUUUCAUGCAGUGUUUAAAUUUUUAUUUGAUUUGAACAUUUUCAUGCUUCUUUUUAUAAUGCCAGAGUCAGAAAGAUCAUUAAUAUUUGCUUAUCUGGUUCUUUAAAUUUCUUUAAUAGUGCUUACCCCAUUGAAGAGUAUCCAGCAAAAACACGACAAGCAGCAGCAAUCAUGUUAAUGAUUAUGAACAAUCUGGAUGCCAGAGUUGCUCAGGUAUAUAUGCAGCUACCAAACCAUCACAUUUUUAAGCCAGCGUAGUGUAACCAGAGUGUAUUUUAAUUUUCAACUGUCUUCACAAUGUACAUGUACCACUCUUUGUUAAGAGAGAUCGAUAAGAGGGUUUAGACGAAGGUUUUUUUUUUAAACCUAAUAAAAGUUUGUAUAUUUAUAAGUCAAUCAUUUAUCAGUCAAGUCACUGCUGAAAGCCAGGGUAUUGACAUGGAGUUUUGUGUUUUACAACUUUCUUUUGUUAUUUGCAUAAUUGUACAAGGAUUUACAUAUACAAUCAAUAUAAGCUCGAAACUUCCAAUCUACUUAUCACUUUUCUCAGAGGAGUAACCAACAUAAUACAAGUGAACAAGAAAGAGUCUCUGUUAUAUCUGACAGUAUUAUUGUUUAAACAUUCAAACAUUUUCUUUUGAGUACCAUAGGUGUUUUGGGCAUGCUUUUCUACUUUGACUAUUGCUUAUUUAAACUAGAUUAAUAUCAAGUUUUACUUUCAUGCCUUGCCUAUAUAGUUUCCUCAUGAACUUGUGACAUAUGGAGGGAAUGGUCAGGUCUUCUCCAACUGGGCUCAGGUAAUGAACCAAUCUUCUUGACACGUGCUUCAUUAUUUUUGUUAAAUUUUAUCGAAGCAGAUGCAAGUGAGGCCAAUCAUUCUUGUCAGUCAUGCUUGUCUCCUGCUCCAUGCCUGCCUUGUUCUUGCUUUAACGCCUGUUUCUGCAGGCCAGUAUUUUUUUACCCUCCCUCUCCAUGGUCACUGACGUACAUGUAGUACUACCGGUACAUGUCCUAGUCAUUAACAUGCUGGAUUAAUGGAUGUAUUUUAAGUUUGAUUCUUGGCCAUGCUAUUUGCUUUAUGUUAUUUAUAUAUUUGUGUAACUGGUAUACUCGCAGCAUAAAGCUUGAGUGGGAACCCUAUAAUGGACUAGCUUUCCAUCAAGGGGUGGGUUGUUGCACUAACUGUACUCCUUACGUGCUUUGACAUGCUAUUCUUGAAGUCUGUGAUAGUUAGCUCUAUUAACAUUAAAGUGUGGUCCUGUAAUUCUGUUUUUCAGUUUUGGCUUGUGAUGCAUUAUUUAUCAGAGAUGACUGAGGAACAAACUUUGGUGAUGUGUUCAGGACAUCCACAAGGUCUCUUUCCUAGCAGUCCCUCAGCUCCAAGAGCCAUCAUUUCUAAUGGCAUGGUAAUCCAUAUUAGUUCUGCAAGUGUUUCUGAUACAUUGAAAAAAAGACAUUAUUGUUUGAUCUCUUGAGUGUGUUAUUUGGUGUUAUUGUGUAGUUUCAGAAAAAAUCCCUACUCCCCCCACAGAAGGGGUUGGAAAUUUGUAGGGGGUGCGGGGUUCUCAAAGGCCCCAAAUUUAAGUAAAUGUAUGAAGCUUGACUGGAAUUUCCAGAGAGGUGGGGGGUCUAAGGAAAAUCCCUUCCAUGGGGCAGGUAUGGAUAAUUUUUGGAACCACACAUUAAUAAAACCCUGCAGUAAUGCAAAAGAUUUUACUGAAAAAUAAAAAACAGUCACAUCUUUUUCAUUGUCAUUAGCUCAGACUGGUUUGUUUGAAGAGUGAGGGAAAUUCAUCCAUAUGUUAUGGCCGUUAUGAUUAAGAACAUUGAACUGGAAAACAUUGUUUUUGUAGCUGAACUGCUUUAGUUGAUCUGGCAGUAUUCAGGUGACCCCUGUCCACUUGCUUUUGCCUUUUGUUGACUCUGUGUACAGGAAGUAGGUUUUGCCAAGAACUCAUAAUCUGGACACACUGGAUUUCAUAGUUUUGUUAUAGUUCUAAUUAAGGGCUCAGUAUAUGUUUUCUUAGAGCACACCUUUAGUUCAUGGCUAUGGUUAAUGUGCCACUUUUGUAGCUUAUUGAUAUGCCAGCCUUACUUGCUUCUAGGUUAUUCCAAAUUAUUCCUCAAAAGAACUCUAUGAUAAGAUGUUUGCUUUGGGUGUAACAAUGUAUGGGCAAAUGACAGCGGGAAGCUACUGUUACAUUGGUCCACAAGGAAUUGUCCAUGGAACAACGGUAAAGUUAAAUAUGUUAUUAAAGACUGACAAUCAAAUGAUUUUUGUAAAAGUAUAUUCUUAUUAUAUUCUUAAGCCUUAAGGCACAACAGUGCAAGCUAUGUAGUAACUGACAACCUAUUUUUGCUUUAACGUCUAACAGUCAUAAACAUUAUAAAGAGUAUCUGUUGCAUGAAAAAAAAUCUUUAUCAAGAAAACAUUAAUUUUGUAGCUUUGUUUUUUAUUCAGAUUGUGGUGUUGAAUGCUGGUAGAAGACGGCUUGGAGUCAGUGAUUUAAGGGGAAAGGUACAUUUUCUUAUCCUUGCAUAUGAGCAGGUUAUCAACAUAUUUUUCUUGAUCAAGAAAUUGGUCAGGAAUUUUGAUAAAAAGUCAUAAUAGAAGAACAUCAGUGGUACAUCCACAUGAUUCAUUAAGCAAUCACUUACGGCAUAACUUUGUUGAGCACAAGGAGGAGUCCUGUCCUACCAGAGGCUUCCUCCAUCUGGGGAUCCAUAAGAAAACUGAUAGUGACCAGCUAGCUUGUUCCAGGAAGGGUAAAGACUUGUAUGCUCAACCGCGUGAAGCCCAGCAUGUGAAUAAAAGAUAUCAACCCUUCCUUUUUAAAGAACAUUCCUGAGUGAUUACAUCACAAUUUUGCGCUGCUCGUCAAGCUAUGAAUGCCUAUGUGAAUGGGUGUAGUGAUUAGCGAGGAAAGAAUCAAUCUUGACUUUCACAUUUCAGUCAAUGAUAAUUAUCAGUUUAAUACAGUUGAACCACUUCUUUUUGACACAUAUCUAUGAUGGAUGGACACUACACUCUAGCUCUGUUAUGUGGACAACAAUUUUGGCUGACUGUCUCUUUUUUGUUCAUAUUAAUGAGAUUUGGCUGUUACAUUAUUUGAGUAUUGAAUUAUAAUGGCAGCAUCCUCUAAGAUUCAAUAAUGUUGUUGUAGGUCUUUGUUACAUCAGGUUUGGGUGGAAUGAGUGGUGCACAGGCCAAAGCUGCUGUGAUCGCUGGCUGUGUUGGAGUGGUGGCUGAGGUACAUAAAAUGUUAUUGUAUUAAUUCUAUUUGGGGUGGCUCCAAGACAUCAACACCUUGUUGAAAAUAUGAGACCUGCUUAACGUGGCUAAAGAGAGUGAAUAAAACACCUGAAAACAAGAUGUAAAAUUAAUGUUUCCAAGAUCUUCCACCUCUUCUACUUUAACUUUUUUUGGUGAAGUUUUUAUUAUUAUGUAGUAAUAAUGUAAUUUGUUACACAGGCAUUCCACUGCAUAUGUAUCACUCAUUUUAUUAAUGUCUUGCAGGUUAAUGAAGCUGCCUUGAAGAAAAGACAUGAGCAAGGGUAAGGUUUUGUUAUGACUUUUCACUCUAGUAUAACCUGGUAACUUUUUAGCAUCCAAAACAUUAUAAUCAAAGUUUCUUGUCUAUAAUGUGUAUCCUAAAGUUUUCGUUUUCAUAAUGUUAGGAUGUUUUUUUGCUUGUCUUUGUUGUUAGGUGGCUAAUGGAAUACACCUCUGAUGUGAAUGUGUGCAUUCAAAUGAUAAGGUACGGAGCAGACAUACUUCGCUCAUCAACACCAUCAGCUCAUGCCUCUCUGCAUAUUGUGUGUCUUGUAGUACAGUCGACUCCCGGUAACUCGAACCCUCUAUAAAUUGAACCUCCCGCUAACUCGAAGCAAUUCUCAUUUUCCUUCAGAUCGUUUUCUAUAUAAUUUUACUCUCGAUAACUCGAACUCCCGAUAACUCGAACUGUUUUCUACAGGGUUUUCUAUUUCCCUUGACGGUUCGAGUUAUCGGGAUUCGACUGUAUUUAUAUGAAGACUUUGUCUUGUAUUAGACUAGCUAUAAAGUGUGUAAAAACUUUUUCCACAGUGUAUAACCUUGCUAGUCAUAGCAAGACAAAUUCCACUGAAAUAAAAUCUCUCCUUUUGUGUUUUGAUUUUCCAAAAUCACGUCGUGUCUGUUAGAAAUACAGAUAACCUGAAAUAUUUUCACAAGUACACCAUGUGCGUCCUAAUCACAGAGUAUGUGAAGGGCUUGCUCUUAUACUCUUGUUUUAAAACUGAGGCAUUGGGGCAACUUGGGAAUAGCCCAUUUCCAGUCUUGCUUUCAAAUUUGAUUUUUUUUUGUGUGUGUAGGAAAGCCAGGCAGCUGAAAAAGCCACACAGUUUGGGAUACCAUGGAAAUAUAGUUCACUUGUGGUGAGUGAACUGUUUGUCAAGAAUUGCUACGUUUUAUGAUGAGACUUAUCUUUGUAGAUUUGCUGCUGUUUGAUGCCAUAAGAAAAGAAACGAUGACAAAAUGAAGAAAACCUACAUGACGACGUUGAUUCUUUAUCAUGUUUUAUCUCUAGGGUGUUUACAGUACAGCUAGUGAUAAUGGCGGCCAGCCCCAGAGUUGGCUUUUUGUAACCCGUUAUUUCCCAAAUUAAGACAGCACAUUGUACUGAUUCUAGUUAGCUUUUCUUGUAUGCACUGUUAUCAAAGAGCUUCUGACAACAUGGUUAUUUUUUUCCAUUAAAGGGAACGUCUGGUACAAGAAUAUGAAAGCACUGGCGAACUUCUUGUGGAGCUUGGCUCUGAUCAAACUUCCCUUCACAAUCCUUUCAAUGGUGGUUACUACCCUGUGCAGGUCAGUGUCGUCACGGGGAUCCCAAGCUCACUUUACAAGAAAGCGAGCGUUUCUCCUAGAUGGUUGAGUGUCGCUUGGGGUUUUUCUCAAACUGGGACUCUGUCUUUCAGUUAGAGCCUUCCUGGGACACAGGGCUGUUCAAGCAAUUUUUAAUACAUUGUCAGUAAGAAGAAUAAAGUAACGUCGACUUUGAACAUAAAAUAAAAGGUAUAUUCAUUUCUUAUAAACGUCUUAACAAAGAACAAAGGAAACCCAAGCAGCGAGAAAAAGAGACGUUUUUGUGUCAUAAGCUCUGGGUGGCCGUACUGAUAGAAAACUUUGAUUGCGUCUUACAGAGGCCAUUCUUGUAUGAUUUGACGACCGUUUCUUUUUACUCGUACGUAGGUGAAAUUUGAUGAAGCAAACGAAAUCAUGAAAGAUGAUCCUGAAAGGUUCAAAGCCUUAGUUCAAGAAAGGUAUGUUUACUAUUGAAAUUAUAUUAACUUAAAUUGUCAUCGUACAAAAUGACUGCAAACUCUGUUAACAGCUUUGCUUGCUAUAUAUAUUUCAGCCUUCGUCGUCAGGUUGCAGCUCUCAAUAGACUGACUGCACGUGGAAUGUUCUUUUGGGACUAUGGCAAUGCAUUUCUCCUUGAAGCUAGUCGUGCAGGUAAAACGUUACAAACUAAGAGAGGAAACAUUACAAUUGUGUAAAGUAGAAAGAGAGAGAGCUCUGUUUGAAGAAACUAUUUAUUCAAGUAGAAUUCAGUGGGGCGAUUGCCUAGAUAGGUAGUUUUUGUUCGCUUCUAUAAAAAUGAAUUUUAGCCCAAUUUUUGCAGUCUUUUCAGCUGCGCCCACCGCCCCCCCUUCCAAGCCAAAUUUCGUGCGACCUGGGUCUCGGGGGGCAUUUGCGAACCUUGGGGCCAAACCCUGGCUUUUCGCGCCACGUUGUUUCUUACUCGAAAUCAAAACAUGGCUAAACAGGAAUUUACAGGAAAAGACAAGUAGAUUGGCUCGUUGGCCAAGGACUGGAAAAACUUAGAGGAUUUUACUGGUAUUUGUCUCGAUUUUAUACAUUCCUUUAUUGCAUAUCAACCUAGAACUGAGACAGUGAGAUCGGGAGCGAUCAAAGUGAGUCGACUUACGUUUUGUUUACUGAAUCAAUCUUGUUUCGAUCAAUUAAGUGGCGAUAAUAUUCAGAAGCGUUGGCUUUACGAAGGACCAUUUAAUCUGCGUCAGUGCUAGAAAUGGCUUGUUUGCUAGCCUGCAAAUACAUCCGUCUCUACUCACUCGCUCCUCCUCGACACUUAGGACAAAGAGGCAAGGAGCCAUUAGAGAGGAAUGUAGGACAUGACGCACUCGGUUUUAAAUAAACCAUGACAUCAUCUGCCUUAAACCUGUCAAAUCGGUUAAAAACCCUAAAAUAGCAAGUUACGUCAUGUUAAAGAGACUCCCCCACAUUCUUUCUUAAGAUGAAGACAAAAGACGAUGAGGUCAUCGAAGUAAAUGUAUCCCCACCCUCAAUAAUGGAACUCAUCGGCCAAAAAGCGGUCUAAAACAUCCAUACUAUACUACUACUAUCAAGGCAAAUUACAUUAGAAGGUUACAUUUUAUGGCUCGUAGCACUGAUCAAUAUUACUUUACCCCGAUUCUUUUGUGUUCUAAGGAGCUGAUGUGUGUAAAGAAGGAGCGCCUCUUGGGGUGUUCCGUUAUCCUUCCUAUGUACAGGAUAUUAUGGGGUAGGUACUGACAGCAAUUAAUCCCGACUUCUUUAGGAUUAAAUGGUGGGUCGUCAUCAUCAUCUUUGAUCGGCCCAGAGAAUCUCUUCACCGAUUCUUAGAAACCAAAUUAUUUAGUUCUUUCGUCCAGCAGUUAACAUUCGCGUUUUGCGGCUGCCCGCUUAGAGACGUUGGCAGGAUACAGUUCUAUUUUGAGAUGUCAUGUGACCUCAAAGUAACCAAUGAGAGCGCGCGUCGUUACCUUUGUACCCAACAUAUUGUGCCAAAGUUCUCUGUCUACUUAUGUUAAAAGUAGUGUUAUAAUAACCUUCGUUCCGAUUCUCGCAUGUAUUUACAGAAUCUUUUGAUUUGAUUUACAGCGAUAUUUUCUCAAUGGGCUUUGGACCAUUUCGGUGAGUGAAUGAAAAACAACUAUCUUUGCGUUGUGAAUCUAAAUCGUUACACCUUCGUAAGUAUCAAAGACAUUCGUAUUAGCAAUUUUAUUCUGCGUCGAAUAUUUGGUUUGGAAAAACGAAACUUUCGCGAAGGAAUUUAUUCAGUCACAUCUGCCUCGUCUCUGAAAUUAUUAUUAUUAUGCCAUAUUUGACACACAUUUUCCUCAUUCCCCCUUGUACAUUUAGAUGGGUUUGUACUUCCGGUCUGGCAGCCGAUCUGGCAACAACUGAUGAAAUCGCCAGAAAAGUAUUGGAGCAGAUUAUGGCGGAAGGAUGUGAGUUUUAAGCCAUUUAACUAUCAUUAUCUCGUUAUUUGAUAGUUUUUAAUAUUUUGUUCUUUUUCUAAGGACACCAAAUCAUACAGCCUGGCAAUUUUUCGACAUUUUGUUGGAAAGUAGGAUGCACUACCUCCUUCCCAGGGCCCGGCUCUCUUUUUCGUCCUCUUCAGGGUAUGGGAAGAGGAGAGAGCCUGGGAAUGAGGUGUAAUUACACAUUUAAUCCGCUAUCUAAACUUGACCUCUGAGACGUUUUAACGAGGAAAAUUUUAGGAAACUGCUGCUGGCUUCUCUUGGCCUCAAUGAAAAUAACAUUAUCUACGCGAACAACUUCAAACGUGUUAAUUUUGUUUUUGCAGUACCUGUAGAAGUAAAAGCUCAAUACGAAGACAACAUUAAGUGGAUAGAAGAAGCGCAGCAACACCAUUUGGUUAGCUUUUAAAACCUGUACACAUCGAUACUUAUAGAGAACCUGCACUGUCAUAGGACAAAUUGACUAUUUUUUUGAAAUAAAGUAUAAUUUUCUUUUCAUUAUCUAACGGUGAAAUAAAGGUUUGUGUGUACAUGUAAAUAAAACUAAAAUGGGACGUGAUUACAUCGCAGACUUUUUUACGUACACCGCUAACUUGCAUUUGAUGACGUCAUUAGGUCGCUAUUAGCUUGGUUUUAGAAAAAUUUCGAAUCAUGAUUUUGACAAACGUGCUCGUUUCCAUUUAAAAAGCCGAUCUUAUGUAUUAAUGUUAUAAAUAAUAGAAUCUGUUGAGUCGGUACAAUGUUUGAUCAGUUUAAUCUGUUUAUAGGUGGUCGGUUCCCAGGCUCGAAUUUUGUACUCAGACCACCGCGGCCGUGUGGCUAUUGCAGAAGCAUUCAACAAGGCGAUCAGCGAGAAGCGAUUGAUGGUAAGACUAUUUUAUUUCAGUUUCGGUAGGUCCUGUCCACUGAAUAAUUUACGUUUGAUUUUUUUUUUUCAGGGUUGCGUGGUCAUAAGUCGGGACCACCACGAUGUCAGUGGAACAGACAGGUAAUUCAGACCUUAACAGCUUUUUAUUCUGCUAUAAAUAUAUUUGUUCGCCGUUUCUUUAGCGUUUCUUUGGGUCAUGCGGUACAUGUUGUGACUGGCAGAAGUAAUUACCUUACAGUAGGUCUGAGUUUUACGUUACUCGGUCUAAAGUAAAUAAAGUAACUUCUUUGGUGGAGAGAAUUUGUUAUGCUGUUAAAUACGAUGUGUUUUACACUCUAUCGUUAUCACUCAAAUUUAUGAUAGCUUGUGUAAAUUUUGUUUCCAGCCCUUUUCGUGAAACUUCAAACAUUUACGACGGAUCAAGUUUUUGUGCAGGUUUGUAGUUAGCGCACUUGAAGCCAAAAUCCAGCGGUAUUAAUUGUUGUACUACUGGCCCGUAUAAAAUAAUAUAAUAAGGACAAGGUUCUUCUGCGCAUAGGUAAUAAAUGAAAAUUAAAUAACUAAAACAAAAAAAGGUAACAUAAGGAACUACUUGUGACUAAAUAUCUAACUUAACUUAGCUAAAGUUAUGUUAAAGUCAGAGAAGGACAAAAUUCCUCAGAGGUUAACGAAAAGUCAGAGAAUUUUGUUGAAAAUAAGGGAAAGUCUUAGUUCUUACUGAUCAAUGUCACGAAAACGUAAGGGGUGUUUGUUUUCAGGAUGCCUCUGCGCUUUGCCUAAACUGUUAAAGGACAUGGAUUUCGAUCGAUUUUCCUACUCAAAAUCUUUAACGCUCGAAAUAUAUUCAUGUCCUUCAAAAAGUAUAUCAGGUGUCAGGAAAAAGUCAAUAAUGCCAAAUGCCAACCCUGGUCAUGCGUAAAUUGGAGUCAGGAACAUAUUUCUCGUGAUAGCUGAUGUAUAGGAUUUCAAACGUCCUUUGUCGGGAUGGGGAAGGUGUCGCGACUACACGUACGGUAUAUUCUGGCCAGUCCGGUAUUUGCUUGAAUCUAUAAAUGGCUCCUUGUGAACUGCUACAGAGCGAUAAUAGUACCAAUUGGUAGUAAUUCUUUUUGUAGAUAUGGCUGUUCAAAAUGUUAUUGGUGACUCUUUCCGAGGAGCAACGUGGGUCGCACUUCAUAAUGGCGGCGGGGUCGGCUGGUAAGUUAGGAUUUAGUAUAUUGAAAAGUUCUUGAAAAGUGUCUAUACCCACCGGGAUAUUUGUAUUGAACCCUCAAAAUUGAACAGUCCUUCAGUUUUGACGUUUUCUUUUGUUAUCUUGUGGUUUUUCUUCUAUAUUCCGUCCUUGAGACGUGAGAGUUUGUUGCCGCUGUACUUUUCCGCUUAAUACUAGUAACACUUGAGGAUCAUAUAGUCAAACCUGCUGGCUAUAGCUUUACUUGGCAGGCUAAUUAAAUGACGUUUUUUUCCAGGAUGCUUGAAAUACUUCAUCGCCCUUUGUUAGUCUUUAAGUCUUUUGACUGUGAUGAUCCUUAUUUUAAUAGUAAAUUUUCUGCGUUUUUCUUUAGGGGUGAAGUGGUCAAUGGUGGCUUUGGUCUGGUGUUAGAUGGAUCUCAAGUAAGCUUUAUCGAUGAAGUGUAGAAUCUCGUAGUAUUUUUAAUUUAUUAUUCGACACUGCUGGCCUCGUAAAAUAUACGAUACAGUUGAGCGCCUCAACCAAAAGUGUAUAUACAGCUUAAUAAAGAUGAAGUUGUCACUAACCGUUCGUACCAAGUGUGCAAGAAAUUGUAUCCCGCUUUAGAAUUAAGUAAUGUUAUUUUAAAACGCUCUUUUCCACCGCUUUUUAUUCCCUGAGCUUUCCCCUAGUCGAUAAACUUCAAGAUGCUUAGUACUCUCGACAUUUUUUGUCGUGUAGGUUUAGCAAAGAUAACUGUGUGCAGUAUGGCAGUAGACGAAUAAGUUUUUACACGACAUAUGUGUUACGAACCCAUACUUCAUACGACCACUUGUUUGAAUUGUUAUUUUGUUGGCAGGAUGCUGGUAGCAAGGCUCGUAUGAUGUUAUCCUGGGAUGUUAACAAUGGGGUGAGUCUAUUGUUUAAACAUAUAUUUUUCCCAACCAGUUUAUGUUUUUUCUCUCAAGAGGUUUGCAUAUCAACUUGAUUACUCAAAGGGCGACUCUUUAAAGAAACUUAUUUAUAGAGAGUCAAUUUACUGACGAAUAUUUGACCUUGGAAUUCCGAUUUCUAGGCUUGUAAUGGCAUUUUACCCACUGGGACUAUAGGAUUUGGCUACGUUAUUUCUUCUUUUCCACUGGCAACUGGGUUUGAGACAAACUUUGAUUGGAGACUGGGCAGGGGGAAAACAGAUUAGUGCGAUGCACCCACAGGAACCUCGAAAUUAAAAAGUUACAAGGAAAUUAGUCCUACCUUGAUUAAAGGGAGGAGAUUUGUUUUCCUUUUUUUCCAUUGCUUUGCUGUUGGAAUCAGUCGGUGGUCUAUUAAGUUAUUUGUGAUCGAGAUCUUCAAGAGAUGCGCCACCGAUCAAUUUGUUGCUGUAGAUUUUUCUAAUCUUAACUGUUUUGCCGUAUUCAAGGUUGCUCGCCGUUGCUGGUCGGGCAACAUCCAUGCAAAAAAGGCCAUCUGCAAGGCCAUGGAAGAGAAUCCUUUAUUGAAGGUCACCAUUCCCUGUCACGUCCAAGACAUCACCUUACUGGACAAAGCUCUUAAGCCAUGAAGAGCCUUGUUCGAUUAUAUGUGUGAGACAGUGUGUACCAAGGGAAGACAAGCUUCACUGACGUCGCGAACAAGGAAAAGAAAACAAUGUAUUCUCUCAAAAACUAGUAGGGACCUUACGAUCCGACAACGGCGACGUCCACGUCGCUGAAAAACAGACUUCGCAUCAUUUUAAACUUUUUUGCGAUUAUCCUAAUUCGCCCUGUUACUCAAAAAAAGAGAAUUUUGGCUGGAUCUGAAGAGAGGGGAACGCGCUCAAGUUCGGACAGAGAUGGCAGAAUUUAUCGCCUUGCCGUUCCCGUUACCAAGUAAACUUAAAAUUUGGUCAUUUCACGUCGUAGUUGUGCAGUGAAAGCAAAGAAAUGUGCAAAAAAACCUGAUGCACGUACAGAGUUGUUGUUUUGCUCAUUAAUCCUAUUGUUUUUUGAUGUUCCCGUUGCCGUCAUCGUGGUGGUUUCGUAAGGUCCCUAGUGUACGGACAACGCGCGGGUGGAAUUUUAUAUUUUAAUUGGGAAAGGUUUUAGCUUCGCUUACUGGUUAUUUCACGUUAAAGAAGUAGGUGAAAUCGAGGCACCACGUACGGAAGAGAGAGAGAGAAAAAAGGAAAAUACAUCCAUCCGAAGAAAAACAAUUCUAUUGGUUUCUUUUUUUCUUUUGACGUGUUCCAAUGUGUUCCAUGUUCCUGGUUUUAGUACAUGCAGCUUUUGAAGUCCAACGUGAAAUGUAAAGCUUUUUCUAAUAUUUAUUCUACACGGGUUCUGCAUAAUCUUGCUAGUAUUUAUCUUGAGAUCGAUGUUAUUCUAGUGAAAAGGAGCCUUAGUAUUUCUGCCUUGUGGUAAUUCUAAACUCGAUAUUGGUUUCGACUUGUGCUUUCGGAACAGUUAACAAAGUCGUUAAAUUAAGCUUGUGGUGAUCAUUUUUUUGUUUACAUAAACUCUUCUGACACUUUUUUGCGAUAGAUGUUUGCCUCAACAAGGGUUUUAGGCUUUAUAACUUAAUCUUAUAAAUAGUAUUCUUGUCAAUAGAAGGGAAAGCGCUUGGUGAAACCUUCACACACACUAUACUUUAUUUCAUACACAUCAUUUUGCCAUCUCCACCCGCAAAUAGCAAAAGCUAGACGAGGCGGGCGGAGAGGAUAACAGAUAAUAUUGUAAAGUAACUAAAUAAACUAUGUGGAUAAAUAAGAAUUACAGAAAAACAAGCUAAAGUUACAGAAUAUAUAGUCUUACAGAAGGAUAUUACAAUCAAAUUUUCUACUAACAGAAUCUAUCGAUUAUUGGUGCAUUGAGUCGAGGAUGCAGAAUUUGCCAUUUUUUGUAGGAGAAUGGGCACUUCAACAUUCGGUUACCAUUAAAACAAGGUUUAUAGAGAUUAUUUUGAUGCUGAAAAACUCUCAUUAAAAGUAAGCCUCAGAGCUA